AUGACAUCAACGCGUGGGCAUGGGCCAGGGCGAGGGCCAGGGCCAGGGCGAGGGCAUGGGCCAGGGCGAGGGCGUGGGCCAGGGCGAGGGCGAGGACCAGGGCGAGGGCGGGGCCAGGGCGAGGGCGUGGGCCAGGGCGAGGGCGAGGACCAGGGCGUGGACCAGGGCGAGGGCGUGGACCAGGGCGAGGGCCAGGGCGAGGGCGAGGGCGUGGGCCAGGGCGAGGGCGUGGGCCAGGGCAAGGGCGAGGACCAGGGCGUGGACCAGGGCGAGGGCGAGGACCAGGGCGUGGACCAGGGCGAGGGCGAGGGCGUGGACCAGGGCGAGGGCGAGGACCAGGGCGAGGGCAUGGACCAGGGCGAGGGCGUGGACCAGGGCGAGGGCCAGUGUGAGGGCGUGGGCCAGUGCGUGGGCCAGUGCGUGGGCCAGUGCGAGGGCGUGGGCCAAUGCGUGGGCCAGUGCGAGGGCGUGGGCCAGUGCGUGGGCCAGUGCGUGGGCCAGGGUGAGGGCGAGGGUGAGGGCGAGGGCGAGGGCGAGGGUGAGGGCCAGGGUGAGGGCCAGGGUGAGGGCCAGGGUGAGGGCCAGGGCGAGGGUGAGGGUGAGGACCAGGGCGAGGGUGAGGGCCAGGGCGAGGGUGAGGGCCAGGGCGAGGGUGAGGGCGAGGGCGAGGGUGAGGACCAGGGUGAGGGUGAGGGUGAGGGUGAGGGUGAGGGCGAGGGUGAGGGUGAGGACGAGGGCGAGGGCGAGGGUGAGGGCGAGGGCGAGGGCGAGGGUGAGGGCGAGGGCGAGGGCGAGGGCGAGGGUGAGGGUGAGGGUGAACGCUGA
This is a messenger RNA of Carcharodon carcharias (great white shark), 825 nucleotides long. RefSeq names its product glycine-rich cell wall structural protein 1-like. Lineage: Eukaryota; Metazoa; Chordata; Chondrichthyes; Lamniformes; Lamnidae. The transcript has a single exon. The coding region runs from base 1 to 825 and encodes 274 amino acids. The record is from RefSeq and is a predicted model, not a curated record.